Messenger RNA from Fusarium oxysporum Fo47, 489 nucleotides. RefSeq lists its product as uncharacterized. NCBI's taxonomy places the organism in Eukaryota, Fungi, Ascomycota, Sordariomycetes, Hypocreales, Nectriaceae. The transcript has 2 exons. Bases 1 to 489 code for a protein of 162 amino acids. The record is from RefSeq and is a predicted model, not a curated record.
AUGGUCGCUUGUACCUAUCACAAUGCGUCUUCGUACGCCCCAGUCUUUCCAUCUCCUCUCAACCCUACAAACCAUGGACCCGAGAACAAAUAUGCCACAGCUCCAGGCCGUAUUGUGCGCCGAAGAAGAAGUCGACGAGGACCUCCUGGAUCUCACACUCUCACUCAACGACUCCUUCGCGUAAAGGCAGCGGAUGCUUGGAGAGGACAUGUUCUGAGUGCUCAGGUUGUUCAGUAUGAAUAUGCUGAAGCUGCUGUCAUGGGACAUAAAGCACCACCAAAGAGCCGAAACUGUCUGUAUUCAAUGGCCGGUCUCAAGAACCUCGGCCUCAACUUCUCACUCUCCGACGCCCACCGAAUCGCCAGCAACAUCCGUCUUCCCGAUCUCACAUGUCUCAGGACAAGACGCAUGCUGCUCGCCAUGGGUCUCGUCGGCCUUCUCCCCGCUCUCAAGGUCCGCGAUAUGCUCAGAGCAGCUGAGACAUUAUGA